CGGUGGUGACCUCACGGUGUCCGCAGGGCUGGUAAACCCCGCCUCUGGCCGGGGCUGCAGUGCUUGGGUCCGCUGCAGGAGGCUUUAGCUGUGUAAGCGUCGCGUUCUGUUCUUUUCCGGCCGCCGCUCUGCGCUGUGAGCUGCUGUGAGGUUGCGUCAGCCUUUCUGUGAGGCCUUUUCUCUUUCCGCCUUUGUUGCUGCCAGAGCUCUCGGGCUUCACUAAAGUCGAAGACAGACGGCACCGCGCGCCGCUAGAUUUCAUCCAUCAACGGUAUCGCCCUAAUAUCGCAUGUCCUCUAUCCAGAACCUCCAGUCUUUCGAUCCCUUUGCUGAUGCAACUAAGGGUGACAACUUGCUCCCGGCCGGGACAGAGGAUAAAAUCCACAUAAGGAUUCAGCAACGAAACGGGCGCAAGACGCUUACAACAGUGCAAGGAAUUGCAGAUGAUUACGACAAGAAAAAGCUUGUGAAGGCCUUCAAGAAGAAAUUUGCAUGCAAUGGUACUGUGAUCGAGCACCCUGAGUACGGGGAGGUUAUCCAGCUGCAGGGAGACCAAAGGAAAAACAUUUGUCAGUUUCUUCUUGAGAUAAACAUUGUAAAAGAGGAACAGUUGAAGGUCCACGGCUUUUAAAAUGAUGGACUUGCCAGAGGACCAAGACUACAAAAGUUUUUAGGACACCAGAUUUGAUUAGGGCUCUAAAGUUUUCUGACUGUGUGAUAUGGCUGUCGAGAUAAAUGUUGACUGUAUAAUAAAGUUUUUAUAGGUAUUCCAAGUUUAAAUAUUUUGAUAAGUGUAUGACUGCUUCCAAUCAGGGACUGACUUUGGUGUUGACUGUAACUAACAUGAACAUGCUCAGCUAAAUAUUUCUAUCCAAGACACAAUAAAACCAUAUGACUUUG
This is a messenger RNA of Astyanax mexicanus (Mexican tetra), 900 nucleotides long. RefSeq names its product eukaryotic translation initiation factor 1B (gene eif1b). Bases 290 to 631 code for a protein of 113 amino acids. Gene Ontology annotation, molecular function: translation initiation factor activity; ribosomal small subunit binding; RNA binding. The transcript is spliced from 4 exons. NCBI's taxonomy places the organism in Eukaryota, Metazoa, Chordata, Actinopteri, Characiformes, Acestrorhamphidae. Gene Ontology annotation, biological process: translational initiation. Gene Ontology annotation, cellular component: eukaryotic 43S preinitiation complex. The record is from RefSeq and is a predicted model, not a curated record.